Molecule: messenger RNA, 1885 nt
Organism: Eutrema salsugineum
Lineage: Eukaryota; Viridiplantae; Streptophyta; Magnoliopsida; Brassicales; Brassicaceae
Exons: 2
Coding region: 14-1534 (506 amino acids)
Biological process (GO): interstrand cross-link repair
Cellular component (GO): Fanconi anaemia nuclear complex
Source: RefSeq, a predicted model, not a curated record
GGGAACACAAAAAAUGCAGGAGUGGAUUCCGCUCUUCGUCAUUUUCUUCAAGAGUCCGUCGCCGGAAACCGAGGCGUCGCAAUGGCUAGAUGAAGCUUCCAACUCUUUGUCUUCAUCCUCCUCCUCGUCUUCUUCUUCUUCUUCUUCCGCCUCAGCGGCAACUCCGAUCAAUCGGAGCUCGUUUGUUUCACUUCUGAAGAAACAAUGCGAUGUAAUCGAUCAGGAUUCAUCUCCGCCUGAAAAGAAGGUUCUGUUCAUUGAGACAUUGCCCAACAUGGUUCAGUCUCGGAUUCUAUCUUUCCUCCUCUUAGAGUAUCGGAGGUUUUGCGUUAGGGAUUUGGUUUGGCUGGCGAGGGAAAUGUUGAGCGGUGUUAAAGAUGUCGAUUUCUGGGUUCAGAGAGCUGCACAGAACCUGCUCGAUGGAAUUCCUGAACCAAAAUUUGAUUGGAUAUCUCGUCUUGAUUUGGAUUCGGCUGAUGACAACAGCACUGCGGAGGAAUUUGACUCUGUGCCUGAUUGGCUAAGUGAGAAGGCUGGUUCUACUGGUACAGUUCUUCCAUGGCUUCCAGUAUCAUUCGACGAUGUACAUUCAGAAAUGCUAGUUGUUGAUUCCUGUAAUGGAAAGGAGAUGAUGAGUCAAGUCAGAGACACUAUGGAAGUAGAUCAUCGAGAUGUCGUGGAUAACAUUGAUCAUACUAUGAAUGUUUCGUUACGGCCUGAUGAUCAUGAAAUGACAGCGAGUUUAAGAUCUCAGAUUACGAGCUUUGAGUCUACUUCUGAGGUUUUAACCUUAUGUGAAGAAAUUCGGAAACUUUGCUUGGACAAGGGUAGGGACUCUUUUAGAGUUUUGGCUUUAAUUGAGCCUUGGAAUGCAGAUGAUGAGACUGCUGCAGUUUUGCUUUCGAAUUUGCAUAGUGGAAGUGAGGAUGAUGAGCUUGGUGGUUGGCCAAGCCAGAUUCUAUGUUCGAUCGUGCUUCCCAAGUUUUUGGCUCUUGAGAAAUCCGCCUCUCGUGUGUUGAUGUCUGCAACAGUCGAGUUUUGUAAGAUCCACCAAAGAGCAGCUGAGUAUGCGUUGGUGUUCCCUUUGAUACUCAGGAAAGAAGGGAUUAACAACUUCAUUUGUGAGGUGGUUUCAAGGGUUCUGAAAGAAUGCUGGCAUUUGGGUCAUAUCUCUGCUUUUUGUCAGAAGUUACUUUGUGGAAGAACAGAAGAGAAGAGGUUUUUGUUCCUUCCCUGCCACCAAAAUCUUAUAUCUGAUGAGCUAACAUGGAAUGAACCACUGUUCAUCAUUAUCCAGAACAUCUUGAUCCAUGACGUCCCUUUAACCCAAGAUUCCGUUGAUUGUCUUGUUUCUAAGGUUCAGGAGAUGGCAGAAGGGUAUUCUAAAUCACUAAAAUUUGGAAACUUCUUGCUACAUUUUAUUGCCAAAUGUGCUCCAAUGCUACAUGCUCAUAAGUAUCCGCUGAUCGAAUCUGUGAAGUGCACUCAUAGUCUAGUUACAAAAUCUAUAAUAUCCAAACUUAACGCUCUGUAGCUCCAGUUUCCUAGACUGUUCUUUGGUAUAUACUUUUCUUCAAUGACGACAUGAGCAUUCAUCUGCGAGUGGAUGAUGGACUGAACAAGAUGUGGUUCUCAAGGGUUUGAUUAGGGGUUAUGAAGGUGUUAACAAGGCUUAUCUCAGUCCAGAUGAGCACUAAACAUUUCUACUUUUGUUGGAAUAACACGGUUGCAGGUAUGAACAGAACACAUGGAUGUGAUUCUACUGAUUAACUAGUAAAUUUGAAUCAGUAUGAUUCAGGCUUGUCUUGUGAAGGAAACGCAAAAUACAAGACCUACUUCCUCUACUAAUGUAAUGGUCAACAUUUGCUUCAUGGUCUGAAUUUGG